Molecule: messenger RNA, 594 nt
Organism: Hyaloperonospora brassicae
Lineage: Eukaryota; Oomycota; Peronosporomycetes; Peronosporales; Peronosporaceae
Source: the annotation of a GenBank genome assembly
AUGGAGACCUGGACGGCCACGCGCCGCCACCUGCUGUCGUUCAAAGACGAUCAUGUUCCGUGCACGCGCGUGACGGUAAAGGACGACGCGACGUUUUGCGUCCAGGGCGAUGCAUGCGGGAACCCCCUGGCCAAUGUGUACCCAAAGGGCGCACCGGGCGCGUGUCCGCGUCGCAACGAUAAGCCCAUCAGUGGCUGCACUGCGACGUCCGCUCGCUUUGGCGACGACUGCGUUGCGCCCGUGGACGCGCAUUGUGUCUUGCAAGAGGGCGGCGCCUGGCAGUGUGUGUUUCAAGCCGACGGGCGGGCAUGGAACGGCACGGAACAGGACGAGAUGGCUCCCUAUGGGCAGGUCAAGAUGCCGUCGUCGUCGCCCAUGAGCGACCAGUCUGUGAAGCUGUCGGCGUCCAACCAGGAGCAACACGGCAUGUCCAAGACCAUGGGCGCCUCGAACGCGUCGAUCAACAUUGCGGUGGGCGUCGCGUGCUGCGUGCUGGCGUUUGUCGGCCUCGUGUUUGUCAAGAAGCGCCGCAAUCGCGAGCGCUCGAACAGCUACACGCUGUCGGAAAAGGAUAUAUCGAUCGUCACGCUCUAA